AUGAUUGCAUCUAAAAAUGGACAUUAUGAGGUAUUAGAUUUACUUAUAAGGAAUGGGGCUAAUUUGAAACGGGUUACAAAAGAUGGAUGGAAUGCAUUAAUGAUUGCAGCCUUAAAUGGACAUGAUAAGAUAGUAGAACUACUUCUGCAAAGUGAUGUAGAUUUCGACAACACAGAUAAAGAAGGUAAUAAUGCUCUGAUGUAUGCAAUACAAAAUGGGAACUAUAAAAAUGUUGACUACCUUAUAAGAGUUGGAGUUGAUGUAAACCAACACAAUCACCACGGUUAUUGCCCUUUAAUAAUGGCAGUUGAAAACGGUUUUACAAAUAUAGUUAAGCUACUAAUAGAAAAUGAUGCAAAUGUAAUAUGUUUGGACAAUGAAGGUAAUAAUGCGUUAAUGUGUGCUACUAAAUUUGGACAUUUUCAAAUAGUAGAGCUAUUACUAAAAUGUGAAAUAAAUCUAAAUCAAAUAAAUAAAAAAAGAGAAAACGCUUUCCUAAUAGCUUGUAGAAAAUUACAUAUCAAUAUUGUAGAGUUACUGCUUAAAAACGACGUAAAUGUGAACUAUAAUGCUGAAAAUGGUUGGAAUCCGUUAUUUUUGUCAUGUGUUAAUGGACAUGACAAAAUUCUACAACUAUUGUUAGAACAUGGAGCAGACAUUGAUGAAAUUAACACAGAAGGAUGUGAAGCAGUACUGACUGCUUGUAAAAAAGGUCAUUAUAAAAUCAUUGAAUUACUUUUUAAAUAUGGUGGUAGCAUAAAUUUUGUUGACAAUGAAGGUAAUAACGCAUUGAUGCAUGCAACAAGAAAUGGACACAUUCGUAUCGUGGACUUACUAAUACAAAACGGAUGUGAUAUAAAUCAUUGCAAUAAAAAGGCAGAAAAUGCUUUACUAUUUGCUAUUGACAAUAUAGAAAUCGAAGCUUUAGAACUGCUGAUUAAAAAUGGCAUAAAUGUAAACUGUACUUCAAAAAAUGGAUUAAAACCAUUAUUAUGUGCCUGUAUUAAUGGACAACACGAAAUUUUAGAACUAUUAAUAAAAAAUGGAGCUGACAUUGAUGAUAUUAACACAAAAGGAUGUGAAGCAGUGAUGAUUGCUUGUAAAAACGGUCAUUACGACAUUAUUAGAUUACUUGUUGAAUAUGGCGCUUGUUUAAAUUUAGUUGAUGUUGACGGUAACAAUGCAUUGAUGCAUGCAACCAGAAAUAGACACAUUCGUAUCGUGAAAUUACUAAUCGAAAAGGGGUGUAAUAUAAAUCAUUGCAAUAACAAAGGAGAAAAUGCUUUAUUGUUCGCCAGUGCUGAAUUAGACAUUGAAGUUUUAGAGUUGCUGCUUAAAAAUGGUAUUAAUGUAAAUUGUACUUCAAAAACAGAAUUUAGCCCAUUAUUAUGUGCCUGUUUUAAUGGACAAGACGAAAUUUUAGAACUAUUAAUAAAAAAUGGAGCUGACAUGGAUCAAAUUAACACAAAAGGAUGUGAAGCAGUGAUGAUUGCUUGUAAAAGAGGUCAUUACGACAUUAUUAGAUUACUUGUUGAAUAUGGCGCUAGUUUAACUUUAGUUGAUGUUGACGGUAACAAUGGAUUGAUGCAUGCAACCAAAAAUAGACACAUUCGUAUCGUGCAAUUACUAAUCGAAAUGGGGUGUAAUAUAAAUCAUUGCAAUAAAAAAGGAGAAAAUGCUUUAUUGUUCGCCAGUGCUGAAUUAAACAUUGAAGUUUUAGAGUUGCUGCUUAAAAAUGGUAUAAAUGUAAACUGUACUUCAACUACAGGAUUUAGCCCAUUAUUGUGUGCCUGUUUUAAUGGACAAGACGAAAUUUUAGAACAAUUAAUAAAAAAUGGAGCUGACAUUGAUGACAUUAACACAAAAGGAUGUGAAGCAUUUAUGGCUGCUUGUAAAAACGGUCAUUACGACAUUAUUAGAUUACUUAUUGAACAUGGCGCUUGUGUAAGUUUUGUUGAUAUAGAUGGUAAUAAUGCUUUAAUGCAUGCAACCAAAAAUAGACAUUAUAUUAUUAUGGAAUUACUAAUCGAAAGUGGAUGUGAUAUAAAUCAUCGCAAUAAAAAUGGAGAAAAUGCUUUACUGUUCGCCAGUUCUGAAUUAGACAUUAAAGUUUUAGAGUUGCUGCUUAAAAAUGGUAUAAAUGUAAACUGUACUUCAAAAACAGGAUGUAGCCCAUUAUUAUGUGCAUGUGCUAGAGGACAGGACAAAAUUCUAGAAAUGUUAUUAAAAUAUGGAGCUAAUGUUAAAGAAAUUAACACUAAAGGAAGUGAAGCAAUAAUAACUGCUUGUAAAAACGGUCAAUACGACAUAUGUAGAUUACUAAUUGAACAUGGCGCUUGUGUAAGUUUUGUUGAUAUAGAUGGUAAUAAUGCUUUAAUGCAUGCAACCAAAAAUGGACAUUAUAUUAUUAUGGAAUUAUUAAUCGAAAGUGGAUGUGAUAUAAAUCAUCGCAAUAAAAAUGGAGAAAAUGCUUUACUGUUCGCCAGUGCUAAGUUAGAUAGCAAAGUUUUAAGGUUGCUAAUUGAAAAUGGCAUAAACGUAAACUGUAUUUCAAAAAAUAAAUUAAGCCCAUUAUUAAUUUCCUGUUUUAAUGGACAACACGAAAUUUUAGAACUAUUAAUAAAAAAUGGAGCUGACAUUGAUGAUAUUAACACAAAAGGAUGUGAAGCAGUGAUGAUUGCUUGUAAAAACGGUCAUUACGACAUUAUUAGAUUACUUGUUGAAUAUGGCGCUAGUUUAACUGUUGUUGAUGUUGACGGUAACAAUGCAUUGAUGCAUGCAACCAAAAAUAGACACAUUCGUAUCGUGCAAUUACUAAUCGAGAAGGGGUGUAAUAUAAAUCAUUGCAAUAAAAAAGGAGAAAAUGCUUUAUUGUUCGCCAGUGCUGAAUUAAACAUUGAAGUUUUAGAGUUGCUGCUUAAAAAUGGUAUAAAUGUAAACUGUACUUCAACUACAGGAUUUAGCCCAUUAUUGUGUGCCUGUUUUAAUGGACAAGACGAAAUUUUAGAACAAUUAAUAAAAAAUGGAGCUGAUAUUGAUGACAUUAACACAAAAGGAUGUGAAGCAUUUAUGGCUGCUUGUAAAAACGGUCAUUACGACAUUAUUAAAUUACUUAUUGAACAUGGCGCUUGUGUAAGUUUUGUUGAUAUAGAUGGUAAUAAUGCUUUAAUGCAUGCAACCAAAAAUAGACAUUAUAUUAUUAUGGAAUUACUAAUCGAAAGUGGAUGUGAUAUAAAUCAUCGCAAUAAAAAUGGAGAAAAUGCUUUACUGUUCGCCAGUUCUGAAUUAGACAUUAAAGUUUUAGAGUUGCUGCUUAAAAAUGGUAUAAAUGUAAACUGUACUUCAAAAACAGGAUGUAGCCCAUUAUUAUGUGCAUGUGCUAGAGGACAGGACAAAAUUCUAGAAAUGUUAUUAAAAUAUGGAGCUAAUGUUAAAGAAAUUAACACUAAAGGAAGUGAAGCAAUAAUAACUGCUUGUAAAAACGGUCAAUACGACAUAUGUAGAUUACUAAUUGAACAUGGCGCUUGUGUAAGUUUUGUUGAUAUAGAUGGUAAUAAUGCUUUAAUGCAUGCAACCAAAAAUGGACAUUAUAUUAUUAUGGAAUUAUUAAUCGAAAGUGGAUGUGAUAUAAAUCAUCGCAAUAAAAAUGGAGAAAAUGCUUUACUGUUCGCCAGUGCUAAGUUAGAUAGCAAAGUUUUAAGGUUGCUAAUUGAAAAUGGCAUAAACGUAAACUGUAUUUCAAAAAAUGAAUUAAGCCCAUUGUUAAUUUCCUGUUUUAAUGGACAACACGAAAUUUUAGAACUAUUAAUAAAAAAUGGAGCUAACAUUGAUGAUAUUAACACAAGAGGAUGUGAAGCAGUGAUGACUGCUUGUAUAAAAGGUCAUUACGACAUUAUUAGAUUACUUGUUGAAUAUGGCGCUAGUUUAACUGUUGUUGAUGUUGACGGUAACAAUGCAUUGAUGCAUGCAACCAAAAAUAGACACAUUCGUAUCGUGCAAUUACUAAUCGAAAUGGGGUGUAAUAUAAAUCAUUGCAAUAAAAAAGGAGAAAAUGCUUUACUGUUCGCCAGUGCUGAAAUAGACAUUGACGUUUUAGAGUUGCUGAUUAAAAAUGGCAUAAACGUAAACUGUGCUUCAAAAAAUGGAUUAAAACCAUUAUUAUGUGCCUGUAUUAAUGGACAACACGAAAUUUUAGAACUAUUAAUAAAAAAUGGAGCUGACAUUGAUGAUAUUAACACAAAAGGAUGUGAAGCAGUGAUGAUUGCUUGUAAAAAAGGUCAUUACGACAUUCUUAGAAUAAUUUUUGAAUUUGGUGCUAGUGUAACUUUGGUUGAUUUUGAAGGUAAUAAUACUUUAAUGCAUGCAAUCAGAAAUGGGCACACUCGUAUCGUGGAAUUACUAAUAAAAAGUGGAUGUAAUAUAAAUCAUUGCAAUAACAAAGGAGAAAAUGCUUUACUUUUUGCCGGUAAUGAAUUAGAUAUCGAAGUUUUAGAGUUGCUGCUUAAAAAUGGUAUAAAUGUAAAUUGUAUUUCAAAAAAUGAAUUAAGCCCAUUAAUAUGCGCCUGUAUUAAUGGACAACAUGGAAUUUUAGAACUAUUAAUAAAAAAUGGAGCUGACAUUGAUGAUAUUAACACAAGAGGAUGUGAAGCAGUGAUGACUGCUAGUAAAAAAGGUCAUUACGACAUUAUGAGAUUACUUGUUGAAUAUGGCGCUUGUUUAACUUUUGUUGACGAUGACGGCAAUAAUAUUUUAAUGCAUGCAACCAGAAAUGGGCACAUUCGUAUAGUGGAAUUGCUCUUACAAUGCGGAU
Molecule: messenger RNA, 4810 nt
Organism: Physella acuta
Lineage: Eukaryota; Metazoa; Mollusca; Gastropoda; Physidae
Product: serine/threonine-protein phosphatase 6 regulatory ankyrin repeat subunit B-like
Molecular function (GO): protein binding
Source: RefSeq, a predicted model, not a curated record